Molecule: messenger RNA, 1833 nt
Organism: Vespa crabro (European hornet)
Lineage: Eukaryota; Metazoa; Arthropoda; Insecta; Hymenoptera; Vespidae
Product: ELMO domain-containing protein 2
Exons: 2
Coding region: 693-1634 (313 amino acids)
Molecular function (GO): GTPase activator activity
Source: RefSeq, a predicted model, not a curated record
UAGUCAUCUAAAACACAAUCAUAGAUUGUUGUAAUAAAAGUUAUCAAUUAUCUUUCUCUUUAUCACAUUUUUGUCUACUAGUUUUUUGAUUAUCUUACUACAUACAGUUUGACCCUUUUUAAAUAAUUCCAUAAUGUUUAUACAUAAAAUUAUUUAAUUUAAUAUUUCUACUAAAACUUCAACUGUAGUCCUUAACAUUUGUGUAUAAAAUAUCUCUAAUAAUAAAGUAUAUAGUAUAAAUAUUAAAAUAAAAAUGAAAUAUUAAAUUAUAUUAUUAGAAACGCUUUUUGAAAUCGCUUCGAAACUGCUCAAUAUUACGUUAAUUGCUUCGAAGAAAUUUGUUCUGGACAGAGCAGUGAUCUAGAAGAAAUCAUUUGUUUUUCUAUGCUGUUCGUCGACAUUAUAAUAUGGUAAUGCAAGAAACACGGUCGCUGCAAAGUUGUUUACUGAUUUAUAAAGUCGAUAAGUUUGUUUAAUUUAAAAUAUAUAAAUACAUAUAACACAUUCCUGAUGUUCACUGCGUACGUCAAGUUAAAAUAGAAGUGGGGGUAGUAAAAACGAUGGAUACUAUAAACGAAAAGUAACUUGUACUUAGUUACUCAAUUUAAAGAAUGUAAAGAAAUACUUAGAAAAGAAUCAAUACUAAUAUACACAGCCUUACUCUUGAAUGGUGUUGACAAACGAUGUAAAACAUGUUUCUCCAGCAUAUAUUGUCACUGAUAUAUUGGUAUUUUAGACCGUUUAUAAAAUGGUUUUUAAGACAAACGACACAAAUGUGUGAACUUCAAAGAAUUUGUUAUGGACAACCUUCUGGAGCUCCUAGGACACUCGCAAUUGAGGAAUCUCUACAGCAAUCAAAAAAUGCUAAUAUCAAGACUUUAAUUACUUAUUUAAAUGAUAUUGCAAAUCAUCGCGGUAUAACCAUUAAAAGUGAACGUAAAAUCCUAGAAGAGGCAAUUAGAACAGUAUUGGUGGCUAAAAAUGUAAAUCCCACAGCCCAUCCUGAUUUUGCCAAAUCAUUUGGCAAGUGCAUAGAAUUAAUUUGGGGUUAUCGCCAACUAUGUGUAGAAUGUGAAGAACUUAGGAAAACACCCUAUGAUGCUGAUAAUCCAGAACACGAACUAUUGUUAUUGAAAUUGUGGAAUUUACUUAUGCCUUAUGAUCCUUUGGAUGCUAGAGUAACAAAACAAUGGCAGAAUAUUGGCUUUCAGGGAGACGAUCCAAAAACAGAUUUUCGUGGAAUGGGAAUAUUGGGAUUAGAAAAUCUUGUUUAUUUUGCUCAAGAAUAUCCUAGUGCAGCAACUCAUGUUUUAUCUCAUUCUACUCAUCCACAUUAUGGUUAUGCAUUUGCUAUCGUUGGUAUAAACCUUACCAGUAUGGCAUUAAAAUUAUUAAAAGAUGGUACUGCUAAGACACAUAUCUAUAAUUCGUCAAAGACUUUGCCAACUAUCCGUGCUUUUCAUCAGUUUUAUUGUUAUCUUUUUUAUGAAUUUGAUGGAUUUUGGAUUGAAUCAAAACCGAGCAAUAUGAUGGAAUUUUCUUCUAUACAAGAAAAAUUUGAAAACAGCAUUAGAAUGGCAUUAUCUAAUUCAUCAACCACAUUAAGGAUAAAUGUAUCUGUUGAUAAUAUUUAGCACAAAUCUUGAAAACUAUGCUUCAUGUUCAUAGAUAUCUGAAAGAUAAUUAUAUUAUCAAUGGUAGUAUGCACAGACCAUUCCUUAUUUUGUUAUAUACAAAACAAUGCAUUCAAAAAUUUGAUAGUUAAGAUUACAUUAACCUGUUCAUGGUUAUUACUAUAACUCAUUUUAAGAAAGAGAAUGAUUUUGCAAAAUA